Messenger RNA from Magnusiomyces paraingens, 465 nucleotides. RefSeq lists its product as uncharacterized. The coding region runs from base 1 to 465 and encodes 154 amino acids. The transcript has 2 exons. The record is from RefSeq and is a predicted model, not a curated record. Lineage: Eukaryota; Fungi; Ascomycota; Dipodascomycetes; Dipodascales; Dipodascaceae.
AUGCGUCCUUGGAUAUUGGAAAUUUCUCACGAAAUCCGCACCAAGGGUUCCGAAUGUAAAGAAAAUGUCGAGUACGCAAACUUGACCGACAAAUUAUGGGAUGAAAAAAAUAUUCGCAUGAUAGUUGAAGCGUAUAUGAGUUCUUUAUCGAAUGAACAUGCCAGUUUCUUUGGUCGCUUGGACUCCGUGGCUAACGGACCUUUUGUGGUCGAUAAGAAGUUAAUCAAUAUGUAUAACGCCAAAGAUCGUAUCUCUUGGUGGAACAAAUGGAAGCCUCUUUCUAGCAGAAAGGCUGCUAAACGAUCUUUGAACAGCUCCUCCAACUUUCAUGCUAUUAAGAAGCGUUCCAGACAGAGACGUUCCAGACAGAGACGUUCCAAAUUUAGUAGGAAUUCUCAUCGGAGCUCUGAAGCUCAAAUGAACUCUGAUGUUAUGGCUGAGGAUAACAGGAAAACAUUUCCUUGA